This is a messenger RNA of Struthio camelus australis, 2170 nucleotides long. NCBI's taxonomy places the organism in Eukaryota, Metazoa, Chordata, Aves, Struthioniformes, Struthionidae. The record is from RefSeq and is a predicted model, not a curated record.
ACAAAAAGUUGAAGAAUAUCUGUCAAGAAAGAAGACCUUUUCUGGUGUGCGCAUUCAAGAAAAACAGGCAUCUUUCAGCAGUAGCAGAACUGGGAAAGCAACUAGCAAUAAACUGCAAGACAAAAUACAGGCCUUAAAAUCUGCAAAGCGAAAAAUGGAAGAUACAGAGAAUGCUGAUAAAGUUUCCUGGGACCAAUCAAGCAGAACCUUAGAAGAAAAUGUUAUUUUAAAGUCUUCUACAAUCACUCUGGCAAAUUCCACAUUGGGGAAAAGCUAUAAUCCUGAAGAUUUUACUUCCAAGGAUGAAGCCGCUGAAAUAAAACCUCAACAUGUGUCACUUAGCCGGUCCUUCUUGCAUGUCAAAAGCAUAAAAGAGAAGCAACUGAUUGCAGAAAAACAAAAUUCAAAUGUCAGCCUACCAAAGAAACCAGUGCUCGGUACAUACCGUGGCAAAGUUAUCCAAUCCAAGAUAAACUCCUUCCGAAAAGCACCAAAAAGUGAGGGGGGGAAGAGUUCUUUGCCAGACAAGAAGCCUCUUAUUUCUGCCACUAAACCAUCAGUGAGAUCUCUCUCCACAAGCAACUGCAAUGUAGUUAUGAAGACCAUCAAAGUCACAAACUCCCCAAAUUCUGUAAAGCCAAAGGGUGUCCUCCCAUUCCCGAGUAAACCAGCUAUCAAAGCUAACUCACAGUCCAGUCUGAAUAAGCAACAGUCAACGUCUGCUGUAUCACUAACAAAAGUAACAGGCCAAAAGGUGAUUGGUAGAAGGGGACCAGUGCCACUGAGGGCCACUUCAAACAGUUCUGAGCACAAAAUAUUAGGAGUGAGGAAACUUGCAGAUUCCUGUGAAGAUGCAAGACCAGAAGCUACAGCAAAAGCAAUUUCUGUUGUUCCUGUUACUAAAUCAGGACAGGAUUCUAAAACUAUUUGCAACAGAAAAUCUCUUCUGCCAAAAGAGUCAGCGGAAGAGAGAAGAGUUCGCCUGGCUGAAUGGAGGGCAUCUAAAGGAAAAGUGAUGAAGAGACCACCUCCUUCUGUGUUCCUGGGAACCCAGUCUAAAAGUGAAGCACAGGAAUUCUCUUCUACUGAUGAUUCUUUAGAGCAUUUAUUACAUGGUGAAAAAGUCAACAAGACUCUCACAGAAUGUCUGCAGUUAACUGAACAGGGAAGUCAAGGGGAUGAAGUACGUGCCAUGUUGGAAGAUCUGAUAAAGAAUAUUCCUGGGGCUAAAAAGCUUGCGAAAUAUUGGAUCUGCUGUAUGCGUCUUGAACAGAUGGGCCCUCUUGAAAAGCUCAUUGUUGUCUAUGAGGAAGCCAUUUUGGCAGGAGCAAUGCCUAAGGAUGAGCUACGAUGUGCGCUAAUAGAUAUUAUGAAAAAUACUGAAAGCCUGCUUAAGUCUGAGGAUGGGGGAGCUGUGACAGAAGCUCAUUUAAGUGAGAUAGCAGAAGUCAGCAAGGAAGCUAACUCAUUUGCAGAGCAGGUUCAGGAGGUCUUCAAGGAUCUCAACUCAGAGGAGGACCAGAAAGCAGAGAGAGAUGACAAGAAGGCAGAGACUAGCAGUGAAGUGAUCAAAAAUGAAGAAAUGGAUGUGGACUUGAAACCAAGAGAAGAGAUCUUGCCAAAAAAGAAUAAAAAGCACAAAACUAAAGAACGUACAAAGAAGUCAGGAAAAUGCGAAACAGAAGAGCAGAAUGAAGACAGGGUAAAAGAUGCAAUCCAAGCUCUUAAUUCUCCUGAUAAAGAGAAUGAUGCAUCUUAUUUAAUGAAAUAUAAUCUAUCUACAGCUCCUUACUUGGAAAGUAUGAAGAUGCACCAUGAGGCAAAUGACUUCAAUGCUAAAGACCUGAAAAUUGUAACCCCUUUGCGAUAUUCUCAACGUAUUCGGGAGAAGAUGUGCAAGUUGUCAGAUACCGUUAAGGAUCAUGAUCCCUAUGUGUCUUCACUUGAGCAGCUGGGAGAAAUGGGAUCAAAACCCUAUACCCAGAAACAGAACAAUGCACUGGAAGAAACAAGCUGGAAAUGGUAACUGUGGAACAUGGCUACAGUCCUGAGAGACUGGAGCCCUGGACGUAAUCGUAGUCGAUUCUGGAAAGUGAGCUGAAAUAUGCGGAAUGUUGUAACUUUUCCCAUCCAAGGAAAAAGUUGGAUUUGUUUAUUUCGGUAUGCGAGG